AUGCUUGAAGCCGAAGGUAGUUCUUCUCUUGAUUCAGCAGCAGGUGAUUCUUCGCCUGCUGUUGCGAUUCAGCAACAGGCGGUGCCUGUUGUGAAUAGUCCACGUGGUGCGUCACCAAGUGCGACAGAUACAUCCACUGCAUGUGCAGCGGGUGCUGCGAAUCGCAAUCCGGAUGAGUCUGAAAUAGAGCUCAUCAAUUCCAUCGAGUCGGAUGAUGCAUCCGACUCGAAGAAGACAACUCGUGACUCAGGAACAACCGGGGAGGACACUGCAAGAGGCAGGUUGACUGGCUCUGGGGAACGUGGCGGCAUCGUGUCCAAGAUCUUUGAGCCGAGCGAUUCUUCUGACGAAUCCUCGUCUCACGCAAGUCCACCCGAGACGCGUGGUGAUGGUAAGAAUGUCCCAUACAAUCACCACGAGAGAAGCAACUCCAGGUAUCGGGGUGUCACUGGUGUCAGCGAUCACGCUGGCAUUACUCAAGAGGCCAGGGCCGAAAUCCCCUGCACCACGCUCCUCAAGUGGAGUCUCCUUGGAUGCCGUCAUCCAAGGAGUUGGACCGGUUGGCCGGCAUGA
Peronospora matthiolae is the source of this 573-nucleotide messenger RNA. NCBI's taxonomy places the organism in Eukaryota, Oomycota, Peronosporomycetes, Peronosporales, Peronosporaceae. The record is from the annotation of a GenBank genome assembly.